This is a messenger RNA of Monomorium pharaonis (pharaoh ant), 3736 nucleotides long. RefSeq lists its product as uncharacterized. The coding region runs from base 148 to 2535 and encodes 795 amino acids. Gene Ontology annotation, molecular function: protein binding; damaged DNA binding. The transcript has 9 exons. Gene Ontology annotation, biological process: double-strand break repair via homologous recombination; mitotic G2 DNA damage checkpoint signaling. Lineage: Eukaryota; Metazoa; Arthropoda; Insecta; Hymenoptera; Formicidae. The record is from RefSeq and is a predicted model, not a curated record. Gene Ontology annotation, cellular component: Mre11 complex.
UGUCGGUAUUUUGAAACCGAUCGAAAAAGAGGGUGCUAGUUUAACAGCAUGUUAAAUUUAACCAAUUUAACCUCUAAAAAAAUCUUGGAAACGAAAAUCGUAAGAGUAAAAUACUGCUAAUUUCUAUUUCAUGUGAGUUGAUUUAACAUGUGGUGUUUUAAGGGACGUGAAGGUUUUUGUGUUUAUAUUUUACCAGAUCAGAAAAAAUCGUUUGGUAAAUCACAGAGUGACAUUAAACUGGAAGGAGAUGCUACCAUCAGUAGACUUCAUGCUGUAGUUUCUGUAGAACCAACAGGAGAAUCAGAGAUGCAGUAUAAAUGUGUCAUUACCGACAUAUCUAAAUAUGGAACUUUUAUUAUAAGAGAUAAAGAGAAGAUAAAAUUGUCUGCUAAUAACAAAUUUAUUUUAAGAGCUGGUGAUACGGUACAGUUUGGUUUAAAGGAGUCUACCUUUGUAGUGUUAUGCCAUGUAUUUAUAAUUGCAAGCUCUAGUUUAAACGAAGAUGAUACUAAGAAAUUGAAGAAUAUUGUAUACCAUUUGAAAGCAAAAUUAUCUGAAACUUGGGAGAACUUUUGCACACAUUUGACAGUGGCUAAAAGUACAUUGUUUACCACAAAAUUAGCUUGUGCACUAGCGUCUGCCAAACCUAUAGUCACAAAUGUGUAUUGGGAGGCGGUAAAUGUAGCCAUUGCGGAAUGUAAGGAAUUACCAGAAAUUGAAAAUUUUCUGCCAAAAGUGAAGGAAGAAUGGUUGAAUGUUUGUUCAAGAUUGUUUCUACCAAACGAAAAGCGUAAAAUGCUGUUUAAAGGUCUCUCAUUUGUACACUUUUGCACAAAGCAAUAUUUUGCAUAUGCACCAUUGAUUACCGCAGCAGGUGGUAAAUCGUGUGUGUAUCCCACGAAGAGACCUUUGACUCCCCAAAAUCUCACUGCAAAAAAUGCUAUUGUCAUACAACAUCCCACGAAUGAUUCUUUGCAGUUUACUCCAGCUAUCGCAGUUGAUUAUCCAAUUAUUUAUCACAAACUACAAGCUGUCAAGCGCAGAAUAAUUUCCGAUACUGAAAUUCCGCUUGCAAUUCUACAUUGUACUACGGAAAUGUAUUGCAAUCCGAAAUAUGAUUUUGCCACAUUCUUUAAAUCAGAAACUCCAAUAUUUCUUCCUUCUGAUAUAACAAUCGAGAAUACGCAGGAUAUUGUUAAUACCGAUACACGACAAAUUAAGAGAAAAAUAAUUCCUGAAACUUAUGAGACACAAUACAAUGAAAAUAUAACGAAAAAAGUUUGCCUUCUUGAUGAAAAGAAAAAGGAAUAUACCUUUAACCUUAAUAAGGGUGACAUAACAGAUACGAUGACACAAAGUUCUGAUGACAGAAAAAUUAGAAACAAAAUAAUUUCUGAAACUUGCGAUUCUCAAACUAGUAAAAUUUCGAAGAACUCUUGCCUUUUUCACGAGAAUGAACGGAAAUACAUGCCUGACACUAGUGAGAGUGAUAUCACGAUGAAGAAUGUGCAGAAUUCUGAUAACAGAGAAACUAAACACAAAAUGAUUGAUCACAAAUCUUACAAUUCUCAGAAUAAUAAAAACAUAUCGGAAAAGACUCAUUUUGUCAACGAGAGUGAACAAAGAUAUGUUUUCGACAGAAAUAAUAUCUCUGCCAGAAGAAAAAAUAUUAUGGAAGAUAUUUAUUUCUCUAACGAAAGCGAAUCGAAAAACAUUCCAAGCAAGAGUAAUGUUGCAAAUGAUAUUUUAUCUAGCAACAUCAAUAAAUUCCAAAUUAUUCCCGACAGUUGCGAAAAAAACUCAAGUAAUAUUUUUUCCAGUAAAAGCAAUAAUAAACGAAUUCAAUUUUUUGAUACUUGCAAAUUUAAGAAACUCAUUGUAAACGAUGCUACGGAAAAAGAACGGCAAAAUGUAAAAUUACAAAAUAAAGAUAUUUUUCAAGAAAGUAAUGUGACUUUUGCAAGAAGCAAUAAAAAGAAAUAUAUGUUAGAAGAAAAUAAAUGUGGAUUUCAACAGCAAGAAAAUAUUAUUAUUAAUGAUGAAAAUAAUACCAUUUUUGAACAAUUUUUGAACAGAGAAAAAAACUCAAUUGUUGAAAAAGAUCAUUUGACAAACAGCAAUAAUAAAUUUACAACUGCAUGGAAAAGUUCUAAAAAUACAGAAGCUCUGCAAAUUGUAUCCACAAAGGAGAUUAAUGACUACGAAAUUUGUAUCAAAGAAGAAGAGAAAAAUCUGUUUGGAAAAGGUUACCACAGAGUUGAAUUACAAAAUUCAUUAAGAAAGCAAAAAUUAAGUUCCGUUUACAAUUCUGCAAAAAAUCAAGAAGACAGAAGAGCGAAAAAAGAUAAAAUACAAACGAAAGAUAAUAAGAAAGAAGAGCCUCGAAAAACAGGAGACAAUUGGCGUGAAAGAUGUACAUAUCAAGAAUUUACGGAUGAGAUAUUGCGGAAAGAUAUACCUAGCGGGAAAAAAUUUAUAAAGAUGUCCGUUAUAAAACCAGAGAAGGUACUAACAGCAGAUGACUUUGUCUUGUAAUUUGCAUCUGCACAGUUUUAUCGAAAAAGGAAUAUGAUAUAGCAAUAGAAUAUUAAAAAUUAAGAAAUGAUAUUAUUUUAUUUUUAGGAUAAAGAUUUUCAUUAAAGUUACUAUUUUCCAAAUAUGUUGUCAAAAUAUUGAGAAAAUAUUGAAAAAUAAUUAAAAACGUAUUUAUACAAUAAAAUUUUUGUCAUUUUUUUUACUUUUAAUAGUAUUAUGUCAAUAAAAAACAAAAAUUGCUUAAACUCGUAUCAGACUGUGCAGUGAAGAUUGAAGAUUGCGAUUAGACAAUUAGAAUUCAACCAAUCAAAAUAAAACGCAUUCACAUUAAAAAAAUUGUUUGAUUGGUCAAAUUAUUAACUUGUCCUCUAUUUUCAGUACAACAAUCUGAUACGAGUUUUAAGAAAAAGAAUGAUCUUGAAAAUAUGUUCAAAAAAGCAAAUUUUUUGUUUGUUUAAAAAAAAAGUAUAUUGUCGGCAUUUAUAUACAUAAUGAUUUCUGAAUAAGUCUGAAAAAAAAAUUAAGUAUCAUACAAAUUGUUGAAUUAAAGAUAUUCUAUUUACUAUUAUGUCGAAAGUUUAAUAAUUAAUAAUAUUGUCGCUGUAUAUCAUAAAGUACUAUUUAUACUUAUUUUGCAGUAUUUGUACGUGCACAUGUGUACGUAUUUAAUUUCAAGUCAUGUUUUAUUACAUUAUUUUAGAAAACAUAAUCACGAUCAAAAAACUAUUAAAAUUACUUAUUAAAAUUGAUAUUUUUAUGAAAAUAAUUUUAAUAAACAGAGAAUCAUAAUUUUUCAAUCGUAAAAUUUAUCGAUGUGAUCAAAUGAAGAAUGAUGUUGCAUUAUUUAUAAAAGUUCCAAAAGCGUUUCACGAAACUUGUCAUAUAUUGCUAUUUUCGAAUUGUAUUUGUGGUCGCUAAAUUGAGAUUUUGUUGUAACUUUUUUUAGAAUCUCAGCGAACAAUCAGAUUUUUUGUGAUUAAUCGAUAUGCUAAUGAAAAUAGAAAUAAGAUUUCUAUAAACACAAGGAAGAAAAUGAAGAAAAGUAAUAUGUGAAAAUUAGUACGACAAUUUAUAAUUUUGCAAUCAAUAUAUUAGUUUUUUAUUUACAUAUUACUUGGAUUGACAGCACACUAUACCUUUUAAUAGCUAAAGUAAAAUUUUUAACUUUUUUGUUAAUAAAGGCUAUUUGAAGGACUGAAAA